This is a messenger RNA of Effrenium voratum, 1832 nucleotides long. The record is from the annotation of a GenBank genome assembly. NCBI's taxonomy places the organism in Eukaryota, Dinophyceae, Suessiales, Symbiodiniaceae.
GCCAGGGUGGGGACAGUGGGGAUCUCCACAUGCUAUGGGCGCGAAAUGGCUGCACAAGCUGGCGCUUUUGCACGGCUGGACCUUUGCAGUGGGCUUCGGUGACGUAGGCUGCUGGUUCGCCACGGUGACCUACGAGUCCUGCUGCGAUCUGCGGCUAGGGCCCCGGGGCGCGGAGAUCUGCUGGGACCAAAUCUUCACCUUCGAGCGCUGCUGCGCUGUAGACCCCUGCUAUGGGCAGCCGCUCCACAGCUGUCCGCAGCACAACGAGGAGCCCAGCGGCGCUUUGAUUCGGGAGGCGCAGCAGGUUGCGGUGGCGCACGGCUGGCAGCGGCUCUCGGCUUACAUCAGCCAAGUGCAGGCGCUCUUCGAGCAGAAGGACCAGAUCGGCGUGGAUUUCAUGGCGGCCACGGCCUUCCUGGCCGCGGAGCGGCUGCAGGGCUUCCCGGGCUAUGGCCAGCCCAGGAACCGGGCCUUGGUCUACUACGAGCUGGCCUGCCGCAAGCCUGAGCUGAUGCUCUCCAAGAAGGCCAUGUCGGUGUGUGAUCAGCCGGGCGAUGCUCGAAUCAGCGAGCAAGAGGCGAACCGCAAGAUCGCCCUUUUCCACAUGAUCCGCAGCCUCUUCGGCGGCAUGUACGUCCAGGCGAGGUACCUCUUCCGCCUGGCCUUGGAGUUGACGGGUUUGGCGAAUCUCCGCGGCGGGGACUGCCGCAGCCGGGGCAAGGAGGCGGCGGCACGGCUGGCGGAGGUGCUGGAGAGGCACUUGGAGCAGAUGGGCUUGGCCAUGCAGGAGUUGACGCAUUCUCCCGUGGCUUUUGCACCUGGCAUGGGAACUCCUGGUAUGGUCAUAUCUGAGAGGAUGAGCAGCCCACUGCUGGUGGAUUAUUGGAAAAAGUUGGUGGAGGGCGUUAUGGACUCGAAGGACUGUUUCGACGUGGUCUACCACCUCAUUGGCCUGGUCUCCCACGUCUUGGAGUCCGCCGUCCGCCUCAACGCGCACUUCUUCGCGCAGAUCUACGUGACGGAACUGCAGGAGUCACCGCAGCCAGUGCCGGGCUCCAAGGUGAUUCCCCUGCCAGGACAGCGCUUCACCUUCCGCUCCGUGCGGUGCUGCUUUCGGUAUCACGUGCUCCAUCAGCUCCUGGAGGAGUUCAAGCAGGAGACAGUGACCAUGAUAGAGAUCGGCGUGCAUGCUGCAGGCACCUCCAUGUAUUUGCUGGAUCGGGUGCCAUCUCUACACUGGACCGGAAUUGAUGAUUACCAGGAUUACGUGAAAGGCUCAGGAGACGCCAUGUUUCAGGAAGCCUCGAAUCGGGUGCAGCGGUUCGGGCCGCGAGCCCGGCUGCUGCGGGUGCCGUCGGCCUCUGCCUGGGACACCUCCGGAGCUUUGCACGGCAUUGCGCUGCAGUCUGUUGAUCUCCUAUUUGUGGAUGGCGACCACGACUACAGCGUCACCAAGAACGACCUAGUUUCGUGGUCCAGAUUUGUCCGUCCGGGGGGUAUCAUCAGUGGCCAUGACAUCUUCAACCCCAUCAACGAUGGCGUCACCGACGCGGUGGAGGAGGUCCUGCGCGGCCGGGAGCUGGUGGUCCACUUCGCGACGGAUCACUUCUUCUGGUGGCGCCAGCCGUAAAGCCCUCCGUGGACGGUGCCUCUCGGAGUCGAGGGAGAUGGCGAUGGAGGCGGAAGCGCUCCCCCGAGCGCUCGGGCCGCCGACAUGGACGGAAACGCUGGCCAGAGGCUUUCCCUGAAGAAGGACACGCGAGAAGCGCCUGGAAGUGGAGGAAUCUUUGAGCCCUCGCAAAGCUCGUGGCGCCCAAAUUAUCGGGUCAGGC